Cryptomeria japonica (Japanese cedar) is the source of this 2305-nucleotide messenger RNA. RefSeq names its product phosphoglucan phosphatase LSF1, chloroplastic. The record is from RefSeq and is a predicted model, not a curated record. Gene Ontology annotation, biological process: starch catabolic process; protein dephosphorylation. Gene Ontology annotation, molecular function: protein binding; protein tyrosine/serine/threonine phosphatase activity; carbohydrate phosphatase activity. The transcript is spliced from 10 exons. Bases 304 to 2139 code for a protein of 611 amino acids. Gene Ontology annotation, cellular component: chloroplast; starch grain. Lineage: Eukaryota; Viridiplantae; Streptophyta; Pinopsida; Cupressales; Cupressaceae.
AAGAAUCCAUAUCUUACACAUCUCGAAAUUGAAUUGGCUUCAGUCAAUGCCAAAAAAAUAUUAAUACAGCGUCUCAAAAAUUGAAACAAAAAUCCUAGUUUUUAGGGCCCGGUGGAGAGUUCACUGACUGGACUUCCGAGGUCUCUCUCUACCCACGCGCCGAAUCUUGGACUUUGACAUAUUGAUGACAAAUCAAUUUCUGCCAAGAGUUAAGAUCAUAUGUUGCACAACCAUACUCGAUUGGUUCUACUGACAUUACACUAAGGCUACAUCGUGGUAGAAAGUUCGAGCACAGGCCGAACAAUGGUGCUGCUCGUGGAGCUUCCAAGCUCUGUUCCCAUGGAGGCUAGACUUCUUUUUGGGGGUUCAAUUCCUUCACUCAAGCAAAUGAAUAAGUGGGUCGUCUUGAGGAACAGUUUCUCAGGCGCUCAAUGGAGAUCAUGGGAUUUGUGUUCUCACAGAAGGAUAAAUAGAGCGAUGCUAGUUAGGCGAAGAAGAAGAGUAGAAGCAAUGUCAAGCACUCUCAAUGCAAAGAGCAUGAAUUUAAACGAGUACAUGAUCACUGUUGACAAGCCCUUGGGCAUCAGAUUUGCUCAGACCAUCAAUGGCACAAUCUUUGUUCAUGCCCUUAAAAAAGGAGGUAAUGCUGAAAAAUCAAAGAUGAUUAUGGUGGGAGAUGUACUCAAGAAGAUAAGUAGCUUGUCUGGUGAUGGAAUGAUGGAAGUGGAAGAUUUCAAUCACACAAUGAAGGUGAUAAAAGGAAAAAGCGGACCUGUAAACCUGAUUUUGGAAAGGCCUACAUUUCCUUUUCCAAUUCAACGGUUUCCUCUGACAAAGAAUCCGGAACCAACAUAUAAUCGUGGUAGAGUUCCAAUUGUUACAUGGGACAAAAAUAAGCUGACACCAAGUCUUCAUCCGGAAGCUGGGAUAACUGGACAAGCUGGGUUUGUCUUGUUUUCUUCAAAGUUCCUUCAGCCAAAGGGAUGGAAAACUCUAGCAAGCUUCACAAGUAAUGGAACUCCUGCUUCAAAAACACAGAUGAGUUCAUCAAGCAAGCUGAUGCCUGUUCAACCAUCAGAUGAAAUUGUUGCUUUAUUUACUGAGGAAGAGUCUAUAGAUGGAGUAGAAUGGACAUAUGGUAGUUUUCCUGUUGAUGAAUAUAUAAAUGCACUUAAGCGAGCUGAAGGAGAGCUGUCUUACAAUCAUUCUCUUGGCAUGAGAUACACAAAGGUCACAGAGCAUAUAUUUGUUGGAUCAUGCAUACAGACAGAAGAAGAUGUGUAUUCCCUUUCAAAUAACACGGGCAUAACAGCUGUAUUGAACUUGCAAUGCAAAAAUGAACAAGAAAACUGGGGGAUUGAUUCCCAAGCUAUCAGCAAGGCAUUUGAACAAAAUUCCAUUACAGUGGUCAAUUGCUCAAUAAGGGAGGCUGAUUCUGUUGAUUUGCGACGGAAGCUUCAUUUUGCUGUGGGAGUUCUAUAUCGACUUCUAAGAAAGAAGCACCUUGUUUUAGUCACAUGCACAACUGGGCUUGAUCGUUCACCUGCUUGUGUGAUUGCUUACUUGCAUUGGAUUCAAGAUGUGGCCUUACAAGAAGCAUUAGAAUUUGUCACUAAUUUGCAUUCUUGUAGGCCCGACAGGCCAGCUCUUGUAUGGGCAACUUGGGAUCUUAUUGCAAUGGCUGAGGAUGGAAAUCACAAAGGACCUCCGACACAUGCAGUGCAAUUUAUUUGGAGCCAUGGCUGUCGAGAGGGAGAAGAAGUACAACUGGUUGGAGAUUUUAGAGGUAACUGGAAUGAACCCAUCAAAUCAGUUCAUGUUGGUGGACAAAAGCAUGUUGUAGAUCUUCGACUUCCUCAAGGAAAGUAUAAUUACAAGUUUAUUGUUGGUGGCCAAUGGAGACAUUCAACUACCUUGCCCAGUGAAACUGACCAGUGGGGCAAUGUGAAUAAUGUCAUCUGGAUUGGUGAUGUUGCUAGUGCAAGGUUUGAAUCUCCCACUCGUCAAAAUCUGAAGGAUCCUACCGUCAUAAAAGUAAUUGAAAGGCCUUUAACAGAGGAUGAGAGGUUCGCAUUGGCAUUUGCAGCUCGAAGAAUAGCAUUUUCAAUUUGUCCAAUCAGAUUAGUUCCAAAAUCUUAAGUGGAGUUUGCAACUUGUAUAUAUUAUUAGUGGGUUCGAUUGAUAAACCAUCGUGUAUAAGAGAAGAAUAAAGAGUAGGUAAGCAAAACUGAUGAUUGUUUAAAUAAUGAAUCUUAAAGCAUUCUUAAUAACUUAUAAAAAUAAAGCAACAGGAAUACAAACAAUA